Scleropages formosus (Asian bonytongue) is the source of this 3190-nucleotide messenger RNA. RefSeq names its product interleukin-21 receptor-like. The coding region runs from base 375 to 1748 and encodes 457 amino acids. Lineage: Eukaryota; Metazoa; Chordata; Actinopteri; Osteoglossiformes; Osteoglossidae. Gene Ontology annotation, cellular component: external side of plasma membrane; membrane. Gene Ontology annotation, biological process: cytokine-mediated signaling pathway. Gene Ontology annotation, molecular function: cytokine receptor activity; protein binding. The transcript has 10 exons. The record is from RefSeq and is a predicted model, not a curated record.
UAUUGAUUCUGUUAGAGGAAAUUGGUAAGAAAUGUUUCACUUUGUUAAGGAGAUAUUAAAACUUUGGAUUGUUUAAAUAUUUCACAAUUCAUAUGAGUGCUAUUUUAUUUUAGAGUAGGACGUGGUGAAACCACACAUUCGGAGGCAGGAAGUUUCUUUCAUCACACAAACACGCGCACACACACACUUUUCACAGUCAUUACAAACCUUACGCCUUGAACUUUUCAUUCAUUCCUCGUGGGCUGCGCACGAUCCACAUCGAUUCUCACAAGGUUGUAAAUUCAAAUCCCCUGCUGUAGUACCCUUGAAGAAGGUACAUACCCAAAACUGGCUCAGUAGAAUUUACCCUGCUGUAUAAAUAGGCACCACCCAUUAUGAAACUUCUGCUUUCCAUUAUCUGGAUCAUCAAAUUUCAAAUAGGGCUCAUUCAAGUGAGAGCUCAGAAUAAUGGACUACUUUGUGUGAAUGAUUACAGUCACACAAUAAACUGUGAAAUGAACAUCAAAACAGAGGCCUCCAGCAUGAAGAAUACAAGUUUGGAAUUUUUCUCCAUUGGCAUUAGCACAAGUUUUCAAUGUUUACUAAGAAAUGUUAAAGAAAAGUACAGGUGCAUAAUUUAUGGAGAUAAACUGGCAUUUUCAGAAUAUUCUGAAUUUCGUGUAACUCUUUACACCAUGUGGAAUGGAAAACCAAAUCAGACUGUGAUUUAUACAAAUUAUAUUCCAAAGGAUCACAUUAAACCAACUACUCCAAGGAAUCUCACUGUGUUUUUGAAUUCUGGACACUAUCAUUUCAUGUGGGACUGUGGAUAUGACAAAGACAACUAUAUUUUUCAAUCUUUAAAGUACAUGCUCUUGUUGUACAAGAAUGGAGACCCAAACAAUUCAAAAACGUAUCACCCAAUGAACAAUACAUAUUAUAUUGAAGAUGGAAACCUUGAUCCUAACACUGAAUAUGUUGGAAAAGUGCGCUCUAGUCCAAUGAGCCCUUACAAAGGAUACUGGAGUGACUGGAGUAACACAGUGCAAUGGAGAACUAAAGAAAGAAAAGGUCUUCAGAAACCCAGGCCAUUCUUAAUUUUUGGAGGGAUUACCUACUUGGUGUGUGUUGUAGCCAGUGUCUUGUUGCUUCUGCUCUUUCGGCUUACUGGAAGUCUGAAAAUCAAAGCAUUCUCAAAGAUACCAACACCUGCUCCGUAUUUUCAGCCACUCUAUACCAUGUACAAAGGAAACUUCAAGAACUGGCUUUUGUAUCCAAGCUACAUGGGAGAAACAUUCAAGAUGGAUGAGCUCUUGAAAAUAGAUACUUUGAUUGAAGCUAAACCUCAUGAAGAGAAUUUCCAGCCCUGUACACAUCACUUGACCAAAUGCCACGUUCCUUAUAUCAGCCAUCUUGGAAAGAACUGGGCCGUCGAAGACAAGAACAACUUUAUAGAGAGCCCUGUGCUACCUUCUGGAAAGGCUAGUGUUACAGAAACACUCAACAGCGAGUCUCUGGAAAUGGGAGGGCCCAGUGAGGAUGACUCUGGCUGUGAACACCUCAGCCCCAGCUUGGCCAGCAGUGGGACCCAUGAGGUUGCAUCAGAGGAGCCAUGGAGCCAAGGCUACCAAGAUAAUUACUGCACUCUUGCUGAUACUCAAAUUGGCCUAUUCCCAGCCAUUACAUUAACAAAUUCCUCCAGGAAACCACUGGUGUUUCACUGUCCCUUGAGCUCACAGGUGGACCUUAGCGCCAAGAACGAUCACUAAAUCCCAUUUGUCAGAAAUCUAUAUGACUGUAGUGAUAUGGAUCUGUUCUGCUGCAGAGCAGAUAUAACUGUACACUGUGCAUAACUGUACACUGUUACGUCUUAUUGAACAUUGUGUAAAUUCUCAAGGUGGAGGUUGGAAAAAGUAUUUGAACCUUUAGGAAAGAGGGAAGUUGGAAGGAGGGAAAUUGGAAUUAAGAUUUCCAAUGAGUGAGAUGGCAUUCAUGUGUGAAUAAGGUGUUCUGUCCUAUUAAAAAAAUCUCGACUGGCUGGAUAUUUGCUAUUGAGAAGUAAAAGUUUAUUAUGGUAAUAUCACAUUUUAGAAGCCUAGGUUAACAUUAUUUCUAACAAACAUACAUAUUUGCUAUCCUUUGUUAGUUCUUUGUUACUUAUUUUAUCACAAAGAUGGGUAUUCUAGGUUAAAUAGGUAAUAAACAAGUGGACAUGUGUUAACCAUAUGCAUUCUAUACAAAUAAAUGUCAUUGAACUCAACUGUUGAAAUUAUAAAGACAGUUUGGUGCUAUUACAGCCUUACCAAAUGUCGUGUUAGGCUGAUUCAUUGUUUACAUAACUUUUUCCCUCUCAUUAACUUUUUUCAAAACAAAGCAUUAGACAGCCAGACGAAGUUCGUAUUCUAAGUAAAAAAGUAAGACAUUAUAUUGUAAAUAUGGCACUUUUUCCUCACAUGAACAAAGUUCUGCACUAUUUACAAAGCAUUUUAUUUGAAAAUACAGUGCUGUGGUCAUGCAGUUUCCUGCAAAGGAAGAGGUAACCAAGUGAGUUUAAGAAGACCUGUGCAAGAACCUCAGACACUGAAAUCAGUGCUCAAGAACAAAUAAAUAUGCAAUAGGGAUGCCUUCUAAAAGUACAUUUAUUGCAUUUUUAUAGCAUAUUGUGACACAGGACUUUAAGGUAUAUUUCUACUGAUAUAUUUUGCAUGGUAUUCUAGCUGUCCUGUUGGGUAAGACAGUGAGCUUUAUUUCUGCAGUCAGUUACUAUACAAGGUAUGCUGAUGUAGCCAUACAGUAUGCAUUUGUUCUUCAAUAUGUGGCACAGCAUGCUGUGUUUGGUUGGUUGCAGGAUGAAUGGCAUACAUGGAGGGAGAAGGAAAAUUGCAGUCAUUUACUGGUAAUUGUUACAGUAUAUGUUGACUGGUAAAUGAUGGUGGGGACAUGACAGUGUGGGCGUGACUGGCAUCUUUUUUACAGGUUUAGAGACGGCGUCUUUCAUCUUGUCUGGUCUCACUCUCUCUCAGUCUGUCAACAUGUUUUCACAGCUGGGGAAUGUUUAAAGGGCAAUUAGUCAAGCAAAAUGUUCAAGUCUGUGUGGCUUGUCCCACCCUUCCCUCAUGCUGUCAUGGCUACAUGUGAUCAAAAUCUAUUAAGGGCAAGUAAGCUGAUUUAAUAAAUGUCUUUCCAUUUCUGAUACUUCUGUUAAGUAUUA